GAUGAUGAAGGAAUUGUGGAAAGUUCCCCAAAUGAGGACUCUACAGACGCCAAAGAUGCACGGCAUCGAUUCAAGAGAAAUUCUGGAGAUAGGAGACGCUACCAAAGACGACAUAGUAGCAGUGCUGACUAUGUUGAGAGCAAAAAUAGAAGCUACAGCGGUACAGAUGAUUCCGAGUCAAUUUCCAUGACCGCAUCAGACUCCGAAAUGCAAGCUGGUGACUGUCAACGCAGACAAAAUCGGAUUCGCUCCUCCUUGGCUGAUCUCUUCUCCAGAAUGAAACGCACUAUGUCAGUGCCGGAAGUGCAUGAGGAAAACUCAUGCAAGUUAUGGAGUUGCACUCUAACCAUUAGAAGUGCAGAACUAAAAGAAAAGAUCAACUCUUGCGUCCAUGUGUAUUACAUGGACAAGUUGAUUUCAAGAACCCAAUUUUCAGGAGAAACCAUUAGUCCAACAUGGGAUAAAAAGGUAGCUUUUCCCAUCAGCAACGCAGAAAGCCUUCUUCAGCUACAAAUAAUGGAAAAGCACAAGAUUCGAGCUGACAAGUUAAUUGGAAGAGCCUUUAUUCAUUUGGGACGUGAUGGAGAGUUAUGUUCGCACGAAGCUCCAAUCAAAUGUUUCAAUUUGAGGAAGCGUAGCACACAGAUACUGGGUACUCUCUACGUGGAUACCAUCGUUGAACCUGGUUUCCUCCAAUACUUUGAUGACAGCACAAUUUAUGACGCUCAAGAGGGAUCUGAAAUGCCUGACGAAGCAACCAGUGCGAUUACUAACAAAUCCUAUGCUAAAAAGCAUCAUGUUCACAACAGACUAACACAAAAAUUGACAUCUUAUGUGCAAAGACAUAAUCUCCAUCGUUCAAAGAAAAGAUCCCCAAAACAGGGAUCGAAGGAGCAUCUCUACGAGCCCUCUAUACAUAGUGAAGACUCGUUCUUUUUUUCCCCCUACGAGACAACCCGUCGAUACCUUGAAGGUGAGGGUGCCACUACGGAAGUAAAUGUUCCAUGGCACCCAUUCUUCGACUGGCCAAGUAACAGAAGUCUUCAACUGCCAAUGAUGGCAUUCCAACGCCGUUAUCGCACUCGUUUCUGGGAAUUAAGAAUUCCUAAAAUUCCCUGGCCGAUUGAGUUCCUUCUACCUAUGACACGUCUCUGCUUUCCUACAGCUAAUUUGGUAGAACGUUUAGAUGUGGGUGACACUUCGAAAGUCACCAGAAUUGUAGAGAGUGGUUUCGUCAAUAUCUACUUGAUUGGAGCACGAGGACUUGGGUCUAUGCCACAGGUAGAAAUGGGUCCUGAUGUUGGGAUGGAUGGGAAUUGUCCAAGUAUCUUCAGUAGUAGGACUCCAGCAGGGAGUAUGAUUGGUGACAGUGCUAGUAAUUCACCCGAUGGUAUGUCCACAAUGGGGUCUGGAUCCCUUGUGUCUUCUCCAGAAACUCGAGCUGCUUCCCUUGUUGCUUUGCAUUGGGCUGCAAAGUCUCUCACUCUCAAACCAUCGCCUCAGAUUGAAUUCACUUAUGGAAGUGAGAAGAAAUCAUCGGAGGUUGUGAAAAACAAUAGCAACCCAGACUUUUUGGAGGAAUUUGAGUUCCAGGUGUGGAAUGGGUCGCCUGGUUUUGUUCGGGUUACUGUAUACGACAGGGAAACGCAAGCAGGAACCGGUGGAAUACCCCGCAGCCCAAUAAUGGGAGAGACUGUUAUUGAUCUCAAUGAUAUGCCAUUGGAAGUGACCCAAAAGAUGGAACUUCAGAUUAUGCGAAAUUCAAAUGAAGCUCGACUUCUUCUGUUUGUGACAUUGACUGGUCUGAAAACAGCAGACAGAAGUCCCAUCCAACCUCGUAUUCCACAUACUCCGAGCUCAAACGUAUCCAUCCCGGCUCCGAGUUUAGGUUCGUUCGACGAUGCCAGCAGCAUUACACAGGAUGGAAAUAAUGAAGAAGAUAAAAAGGCAGAAGCACCAAAUCUUCAACCUAAUUUGCUUCAACUUGUUUCAGAUCACUUUAGCUACAAAAAAUCAUUCACAAACUCCCAAGAUAUCGGGUGGAUGAGAUUGAAAAUUUGCAGCGCCAUGGGACUGGGUGGUAAGUCUACAAAUGGUCGAAUAGAGAUCUUCUGCGUCGUCGACAUGUUCAACACUCAUUUGCGAACUCAGAGCAUAAUAAAACGCAAAAAUCCUACCUGGAAUCGGUGUUUUGUAAUUCCCCUCUCCGACAUUCACGGCAUCAUGAAGAUAACCGUCGUUGAAGUCGAGAAAAACAAAGAGGAAGUUAUAGGUGGACUCGCCAUUCAUCCUCUUCGAGUUGACAAUGGUAGGAGUAAAUGGUACGCACUCAAAACUCCAGAUUUUCGGGGUCCAGCAAAAGGAUCUAUUCUGCUUGAAUUUAAUGUGUUCUUUAAUCAGCUGCAACAACAGCGUCUCGAGCAGGUGAAGCCUCUACUGGAAUUUAUAAGAUGGUUUGGCCGAAUGCUGGAUGAUUGGUGGCUAUGGAAGAAUCCAUUUCACACCAUCCUCAGUCUCAUAGGCUAUCAAUUGUUGGUCUACUUCUUUCAGCCUUUCUUUAUACCCCUAUACAUGAUCAUAACACUACUAAAGAAUCGUAUCUACAAUCGGGAAAGUGUUGAAUCUAUUAUUCAUAGAUGGAAGCAUAACAAGAAUGCUGUCCAACUAGCUUCGCCGCAAGAACACGAGAUAUACAAACAUCAGUACGAGAUGUUGGAACAGCGUGCUAGCAAGAGCAUUCGAUUGGCGGAACGACGAGCACAGGGUGAGGACACAAUGGGUCUCGAUUCAUUUAAUUACGGAGAUGGCGUGACAGACACUUCUAAGAAACUAUCAACUGGUUCACAGUCCUUUAUACUUUGA
This is a messenger RNA of Rodentolepis nana, 2862 nucleotides long. NCBI's taxonomy places the organism in Eukaryota, Metazoa, Platyhelminthes, Cestoda, Cyclophyllidea, Hymenolepididae. The record is from the annotation of a GenBank genome assembly.